AUGCCUUCCCACGCAGCCUCUACAGGCGGAGCCGCUGAUAUGGCCACCUCGAACUUUGUCUCUGGUCUCACCUCUCCUCUUGUCAAUGACAUUUCCGCGCUCAAGAUUGACAACUUUGUCGCUACUCGUCAAGGACAUCCUCCCCCCGGCUCCCUCCCUGACUCUAUCCUGCCAGAGGGAGUGGAAAAGCCUGCAUUGUUCAGGACGAUCACCCUUCCUUUUGCCAGCCCUGAAGAUGGCGGGAAGCAGACGUACAAGAACAGGGUGAUUGUUUCACCCAUGUGUCAGUACAGCGCUAAAGAUGGUCUGCCUACGCCCUACCAUAUUGCUCAUCUUGGAUCAUUUGCGUUGCAUGGUGUCGGGAAUGUGAUGGUGGAAGCAAGUGGCGUUGUGCCUGAGGGUAGGAUUACUCCGCAAGACUUGGGGAUUUGGUCAGAGAAGCAUAGGGAUGCACACAAGGCAUUGGUUUCGGUGUUGAAGAGCUUUACUGAUGGGUUGGGGGUAGGGUUGCAGCUUGCUCAUGCGGGGAGGAAGGCUUCUGAUUGGUCGUCCUUUUCCAGGGGCGAGAAGAAAGAAGCUAGGUAUGUGACAAAGGGAGAAGGUGGUUGGCCGGAAGACGUUGUUGCUCCCUCUGCUAUACCCUACAAUGAUGGUUAUAUCACACCUCGAGCCCUCACCACUGAGGAAGUGAAGGGAUUGGAAGACAGGUUUGUGCAGGCGGCACGAUGGGCCUUCGAAGCAGGCUACGAUUAUGUCGAGCUACACGGUGCUCAUGGGUAUCUUAUGCAUUCUUUCCUUAGUCCUCUGACUAACCAUCGUACGGAUGAGUACGGUGGAAGUUUGGAGAACCGUGCGAGGUUUAUGCUCAACGUUGCACGUCGCGUUCGUUCCGAGUUCCCGAACAAGGGUGUUUGGGUGAGAGUUAGCUCCACAGACUGGGCUGAAAACGCAGGGAAGGGUGAGAGCUGGACGGUGGAUCAGACUGUUCAACUCGCACUUUGGUUGCAGGAGGCAAAGGUGGAUUUAAUCGAUGUUAGCUCUGGUGGUCUGGUGCCUUUCCAGAAGAUUACUCCGGGGGCUGGGUACCAGCUUUUCGGCGCCAGGGCGGUGCGCGAGGCGCUGGUGAAGAGUGUAGGAGAGGAGAACGAGGGGAAGAGAAUGUUGGUCGGAGCCGUGGGAAUGAUGGAAGGUUCGAACGAAAGUCCUGAUGGUCGGGAUAGGUCUCAGGUGGGUAAGCUUGCAGAGCAGAGUAUUAGAGGUGGUGACUGUGAUGCUGUCCUGUUGGCGAGAGGUUUGAUGUCCUAUCCGAGCUGGACAGAGGAUGCGGCAGUUGCAUUGACUGGGACCAGGGUUGCUGGUAAUCCACAGUAUCACCGUGUUCACCCUGCCAAGAAGGCUUGA
Messenger RNA from Ustilago hordei, 1401 nucleotides. RefSeq lists its product as uncharacterized. Gene Ontology annotation, molecular function: FMN binding; NADPH dehydrogenase activity; NADP binding. NCBI's taxonomy places the organism in Eukaryota, Fungi, Basidiomycota, Ustilaginomycetes, Ustilaginales, Ustilaginaceae. Gene Ontology annotation, cellular component: intracellular anatomical structure. The record is from RefSeq and is a predicted model, not a curated record. The transcript has a single exon. Bases 1 to 1401 code for a protein of 466 amino acids.